Messenger RNA from Stylophora pistillata, 1931 nucleotides. Its product is annotated as claudin domain-containing protein 2. Gene Ontology annotation, biological process: cell-cell adhesion. The record is from RefSeq and is a predicted model, not a curated record. Gene Ontology annotation, cellular component: cell-cell junction; plasma membrane. Lineage: Eukaryota; Metazoa; Cnidaria; Anthozoa; Scleractinia; Pocilloporidae.
UGAAGUGAAGCGAGCAUAAAUGAAAGCAUGCAUGUUAAUCAAGCAGAACGCUACGUACAGAUUCCUUUCAAAUUUUAAUCGGCACACCCUGUGAUUUCGUUCUCGGGAAAGCGCAGCUCUGAGGGAACACACGUUAAUACUAAACAAUGAUCAAAGUCAUAACAAGCUUUGUGAGCUGUUUAGCGGCAAUUCUGUUAGGAAUUUUGGCACUAGCCACCGACUUUUGGCUAGUGUGGUGGAAAGAAGCAAAGGAAAUCGGAGGUGUACAAUAUCAUCAUGAAGGCUUGUUUCAAACUUGUUCUGAAACCUCGAUCAAUAGCACUGUAGUUGCUGCCGAUAGCUGCACAACAUUACAUGAUUUGGGAAGACCAGACUGGAAUGGAGCAGUGAUUGCCUUGAUGUUUCUGGCCCUCAUCUGCCAUUUAAUUGCCUUUAUCAUAGCCAUUGUGGCAGCAAUACGAAAGGGACAUCCUUUUCCAUCCUUUACUGUAGGCGGAUUCUUCUGUGCAGCAGCUAUUCUUGUGGUUAUCGCUUUGCUGGUCUUCACAUUUUUUAACUGGAAGGAUGAUGUGUUCUUCAGCUGGUCAUAUGGCGGAGGAUGGUCUACAGUGGCAUUGUCCAUUAUAGCAUUUGUGUUAAUUAUGGCAGAUCGCUGAGGAAUUGCAGAGCCCAACUGACAAAUCAAACAGAAAGUAGACUUCAACACCAGAUUGUUCCAGUUGGACAUAACUAGCAUUAUGGCCUCAAAGUCAAGAAUGGCAUUUGAACAUUUUGUAAGUUAAGUGUGUAAAAAUUUUAUGUGGAUUUGUUGCUGGGCUCAAAGUAUUCUACAGUGCACCUUUAAUCCUUGUAUGUCAUAACAUAAUCAACAUCUCAAAAAAAACUUGAUUUCUAAAGGAUCCUCAUCUGAAUGAAAUAAUGAUGUUGACAACAAAAUCAAAAAUUAUUAUGCUUGAAAACGUUAUCAUCAAGGGUUAAAUAUGUUCAACAAAUUACCAGGAUUUCUCUUGUUAAAAGUGCUUUUUGCUUUUUUUCCCUGUAGUUUAGUUUUUCUAUGACAGCGACACAAUUUUCUUCUCCAAAUGGAAUAAAAUUUAAACCAAGCAAAGUUUACAAAGUCACAACACUGAUGGUUACAGUUUUUUUGUUUCUAUUUAUUGGCUUUAGUUAAUGUAUUUUUUUAUUAGAUUAGAAAGUGGAAUUUAAAAAUGUAUAAGGUUAAAAUUAUGGAAUGAGUCCAUAACAUUUCAAGUGAGAUAAAUAUCAUUGCAUAGCCUGGCAUCUGAUGUAACUUACUAAAUUGUGGAUGUAAAAAGUUUUUUCACCUUUUGAGACAUUUUUUGUUACCCAGUAUGCAUAGCAAUGCAUGCUAAGUAUUUAUACUGAGACACAAUUUUGUACAUAAUUAGGAUUGUUUUGUUCUGUUUUGCCUUGUUUUUCAUUGCAAAUGCAAAUUUAUUGAUUGCUUCCCUUUGAAAAAAUACCCUAAUUAACCUUGACAACCUUGUGUUUCAAGAACAUGUUUAUUGGUUAUUUUGGGUAUUUUUAGAAAUAUGUUUCCUCCACCUUAGGAAUGCUAGGAAAAUUUAAAUAUAUUCGACAAAGCAAAGUGUGUUUCCUUGUGUUUUGACUGAGUAGAAUAUUUCAUAGUGUGGCACUGAGUUGAAUUUCCCAGUUAAGGACCCUAAAUAUCAUUUCUUUAUUCUUUAAAGGUUGUUUGAUAGAUCAAUACCAUCACUAUUGUUAUACAUUAGACUUGUUCAAGAGCAUUCAAUCACUACACAAUAAUGUGUGUAGCUGAGAUGAUAGAAGCAGUAUCAGCAUUUAUCAUGUUGAGUUCAAAGUCUGCCUAGCUUCUAAGCCUCUUAUCCACGAAGUGUUCUCAUGGCAGCACAUUAUGAAACAGUUAUUAAAUUCUUGUGUAUAUGUUA